Messenger RNA from Colletotrichum aenigma, 1161 nucleotides. It is a transcript of the gene prlL-0, whose product is annotated as MFS transporter prlL. Gene Ontology annotation, biological process: transmembrane transport. NCBI's taxonomy places the organism in Eukaryota, Fungi, Ascomycota, Sordariomycetes, Glomerellales, Glomerellaceae. Gene Ontology annotation, cellular component: membrane. Bases 1 to 1161 code for a protein of 386 amino acids. The transcript is spliced from 4 exons. The record is from RefSeq and is a predicted model, not a curated record. Gene Ontology annotation, molecular function: transmembrane transporter activity.
AUGAGCUCCACCAUUCAGCCUGACGAAGUCCGAGUCAACCAUGACGCGGCGGCAGCGACUCGAAAGCAGGCUAAUGCCACUGUGGCUCGGUCGAAUGUCGACAAUCUUCGAGAUGACCCUGAAGCUAGGGCAGCGUUCUUGUCAACGUUCUCAGCCGACGAAGAGCGCAGCGUUUUGAACAAGAUCGACAAGAGGUUCUUAAUUAUCAUUGGUUUCAUGUACAUGAUCAAACAGAUUGACCAAAGCAACGCGGCAAAUGUUCGUGUUCUCCAGAUCGGCGAAUCUCGAAACAUCAUGAAGGAGCUUAGUAUGACUUCUGACCAAUACAACUGGGUUGGGUCUAUUUACGGAAUUGCAUAUAUCGUGUUUGAAGCACCAAGCAAUCUUCUUCUUAAGCGCAUGAGUCCGCAUCUGUGGCAAUCUCGCAUCUUCCUUACGUGGGGAAUCAUUACCGCAUGCCAUGCCGCGGCACAGAAUCGGCACCAGCUUUAUGCGAUGCGCUUCUUGCUAGGAAUGUUCGAGGCGGGCAUGUUUCCAGGAGUCAUGGCCCAGCUAUCCAGCUGGUACCGCACCGAUGAAAUCGGCAAGCCCGUGACUUGGUUCUUCGCCACCUCGAAUCUUGCAGGUAUAAUCGGGUCUCUGCUCUGUUAUGGUAUCAGCUACAUGAAUGGCAUCGGUGGUCUUAGCGCCUGGAGAUGGGUAUAUCUACUCGAAGGGCUGGCGACGAUCGUUUUCUCAGGCGCUGUGUUCUGGUACUUACCCGAUUACCCAAAGUCUCCUCGAAGCGAUCGAUGGUUUACCAAACGCGAGCAAGAGUUCAUUGAGGCUCGACUGCCAGAGAACGCGCCGCUCACCAACGAUCCAGACUUCUCCAAAAAGGAGAUCUUUGCGGUGCUGAAGACGCCACUCAUUUGGUCCUUCAUGUUGUCGCAAACAUUGAUCAACAUUGGCGGAUAUGCGCUCACGUGGUAUUUGCCGACGAUUGUCACCAACCUGGGGGUCGUGGGUCUGCCGAAGAACCAGUUGCUCAACAUUCCGCCAGCUGCAGCUGCCAUCCUAGGUCUCAUUUUCUCAGCCUGGUUCAUGUCGAAGGCCUACAUCGUCCGGCCCGCACUUAUCAUGUUCGUAUCCCCCGGAUCACUUCCAGGAUAUCAGAGCUAA